GUGCUCUGACGACGGCGGCGCGCGGGCGGCGACAGGCGACCGACUCUGCGCGCAUGCGAGACGAUGCAGUGACACGACGCAGUGCCGAGACGCUCCCCUCCGCUGCCUGACGCGACGAUGCGCUGCCGCUCCAGUCGGGCCCUUGCGAGUGCGGCGCCGCGACCGCGAGCCGGCAGAACAGAGACGGACGCGGCCUACCAGCGAGCACCGCGACGGUGCGCGGCCACGGCCGACGCGCCCAAAGACGGCGCAGCGGGCAGCAAGCGCAGGCCGAACAGCCUGAACAUCCCCUCGGCGGCGCGCUUCAGCGAGAUAGGCGUGCAGCACCUCUCCAGCCAUGUGCACGCGCAAAUCUUCCGCAGCGCGGCCAGCCGCCCGCCGGCGGAGCUCGUCGCCCUCUCGCGCGACCACCUCGCGCGCCACGAGCUGCUCGGCAAGAACACCGACUCGACCCCGCCCGUCGCCUUCGACCUGCCCGAGCUGCAGGGGGCCACGCUGGACGAGCACUUCCACAAGCUGGGCAUGGACGCGGCCGAGCCGUACCUGGGCAUGUGCAAGAAGCUGGCGUGGGCGAACCCGCCGCCGAAGCCGCGCAAGUGGGUGCGGCAGAGCGGGUGGACCAGGUACAGCAGCGACGGCACCGCCGAGCGCGUGGAGGCGCCCGACGAGAGCAUGCUGACGUUGGACACCGAGGUGCUGUACAAGGAGACGUCGUUUGCCUGCAUGGCGUGCGCGGUCAGCGGCACGGCCUGGUACGCCUGGAUCUCGCCCUGGCUGCUGGGCGAGUCCAGGUCGGACCGUCACCUGAUCCCGCUCGGCGACCGUACGGUGCCGCGCAUCGUCGUCGGCCACAACAUCGGCUACGACCGCGCACGCGUGGCCGAGGAGUACGACGUGCGGCAGUCGAAGAACUGCUUCGUCGACACCAUGUCGCUGCACGUUGCCUCCAACGGCAUGUGCUCGCGCCAGCGACCGUCGUGGAUGAAGCACAAGAAGAGUCGCGACCUUCGCGACAAGAUUGCGACGUCGGAAGAGAACGCAGACCUGUCCGCCCUGCUCGACUCGGGCGGCGGCGCCGCGGGCGAGGAGGACGAGGAGCUGUGGAUCGGCCGGAGUGCCGUCAACUCGCUGCGCGACGUGGCCAAGUUCCACUGCAACAUCGCCAUGGACAAGGCGCAGCGCAAGUCGUUUGGCGAGCUCGACCGGGCAGGCGUCGGCGAGAAGCUGGACGAGCUGCUCGACUACUGCGCCGCAGACGUGGCCGUGACGCACCGAGUGUACCAAAAGGUCUUGCCGCUGUUCAUCGAGGCGUGUCCGCACCCGGUCAGCUUCGCUGCGCUCCGCUUCAUGGCAGCCGAGAUCCUGCCCGUCAACGAGAGCUGGGAUGUCUACAUCAACAACGCCGAGGCCACGUAUCAGAGGCUCAGCACCGCAGUCAGAGAGCGGCUGGUUGCGCUUGCAGACAGGGCCCUCGAGGUCAAGGACCAGCCCGAGGUGUACGGCAACGACCCGUGGCUCAGCCAGCUGGACUGGUCGGGCCAGGACGUGAAGAUGGUCAAGGGCAGGAACAAGGGCGAUCCGCCGCGACGCGCUGCGCGACAGAAGAUGCCGGGCAUGCCGCAGUGGUACAAGGACAUGUUUCCGAAAAAGGACGGGCCCAUGAACCUCACCAUCAGGACACGGGUCGCUCCGAUCCUGCUGCGGCUGGCCUGGGACGGAAACCCGCUCGUCUGGUCAGACGUGUACGGCUGGACGUAUCAGGUGCCCGUGGACGGCGUGCUUGCGCACCCCGACACGGGCGCGAGAGAGCUGGACAUGACGGCGGAGCAGAAUCCAAAGCUGCGCGACGACCGUCGGCACGUGUACUACAAGAUUCCGCACAAGGACGGGCCGCAAGCCCGUUGCACGAACCCGCUCGCAAAGGGCUACCUGCAGUACUUUGAAAAGGGGAAGCUGACGUCCGAGUACAGCUAUGCCAAGGAAGCACUGGAGAUGAACGCCUCCUGCUCGUACUGGAUCAGCGCAAGAGACAGGAUCAUGUCGCAGAUGGCCGUGUACAGCAGCGAGGUGCCCAACACACCCAAGCUGACCUCGUCGUCCGGCAGGGGCCGAGGGACCAGGGUCGGCUUCAUUCUGCCCCAGCUCAUACCCAUGGGCACCGUCACGCGCAGGGCAGUGGAGAACACGUGGCUCACGGCCAGCAACGCCAAGAAGAACCGUGUGGGAUCGGAGCUCAAGUCCAUGGUCAGAGCGCCGCAAGGCUACUGCUUCGUGGGCGCCGACGUCGACUCGGAGGAGCUGUGGAUCGCCAGUCUGGUCGGCGACGCCACCUUCCAGCUCCAUGGCGGCAACGCGGUGGGCUUCAUGACGCUCGAAGGCACCAAAGCAGCCGGCACCGAUCUGCACUCGCGCACCGCCGGCAUCCUGGGCAUUUCGCGCAACGACGCCAAGGUCUUCAACUACGGGCGCAUCUACGGUGCCGGCCUCAAGUUCGCCGCGACCCUGCUCCGCCAAUUCAACCCCGCGCUUACCGACGACCAAACCACCGCCACCGCCACCGCCCUCUACCAAAACACCAAAGGCAGGAAGACGACAAGGAAGCAGCUGCACGAGAGGCCCUUUUGGCGCGGCGGCACCGAGUCUCUGGUGUUCAACAAGCUCGAGGACUUUGCCGAGCAGGAGCGCCCCCGCACCCCCGUGCUCGGCGCCGCCAUCACGGAAGCCUUGCAGCGCCGGUACCUGACAAAAGGCGGCUUCAUGACGAGCCGCAUCAACUGGGCCAUUCAGUCGAGCGGCGUCGACUACCUGCACCUGCUGAUUGUCGGCAUGGACUACCUCGCCCGGCGGUACAACAUCGACGCCCGCCUCGCCAUCACCGUGCACGACGAGAUCCGCUACCUGGCCAAGGAGACGGACAAGUACCGCGCCGCAAUGGCGAUGCAGGUCGCCAAUCUCUGGACGCGCGCCAUGUUCGCGCAGCAAAUGGGCAUCAACGAGCUGCCGCAGUCGUGCGCGUACUUCUCCGCCGUCGACAUCGACCACGUCCUGCGCAAGGAAGUCGACAUGGACUGCCUCACCCCGUCGCACGCCACCCCGAUUCCGCACGGCGAGAGCCUCGACAUUCUCGCGCUCCUCGACAAGGGCCCCGCCGCCAGACUCGAUCCGAGCAUCGUCCCCACCGACCCCCCGGCGCCGCACCUGUACGCCUACACCCCCCGCGUCCCCGUCAUGGCCUCGCUCGCCGGCGCCCACCCCACCAGCGCCGAGAACCUGGCCUAUCUGCAGGCGCAGAUCUCCUCCUCGGACAAGGAGCUCCGCGACGCGCUGAAACUGCUCCGCGCGUCCGCCCCCGCCGCGAAAACGCCAAAGUCCCGCUCCAGCGCCGACCUCGUCGAUGCCGCCGACCUCGUCGAUGCCGCCGACUACGGCGAGAACGAGAUUAGCCAGAGCGUCCAGCACUACCAGCACAUGGCCCGGCUCUUGCCCGUCGACGAGCUGUGGCGCGAAGUGUACAAGAAGGCUGCCAAGGCCGGGCCCGGCAGGGCGAGGCCGAGGCCGGGCCCGGGGCUGUACGGGCAGUGGAACACGCAUCCCAGGAGCACGGGGCCGAGGGUUAGGGAUGCGGGGUGAGCGUGCAAAGCCAUGCGAAGCCAUGCGAAGCCAUGCGAAGCCAUGCGAAGCCAUGCAAAGCCAUGCGAAUCCAUGCAAAGUCAUGCGAAUCCAUGCGAAGCCAUGCAAAGUCAUGCGAAGCCAUGAGAAUCCGUGCGAAUCCAUGCGGGGUGAGGAAAAGAUGGUGUAUUAUAUGGUAAGCUUUUCUGUCUUCUCUUGGCGUGUUGCGAGGCUGGCAACGCGUGUGCGGUGUUUGCUGUAUCUAUCUAGUCGUCUCACGGCGCGCUCUGUACCUACGAUAUUGUGUAAUCGAGUAUUUGUGUAGACUGCGGCCGUCCGCACCGCUCCAUCACGUCCCGCGUCUCGUCCCUCUCCGUCUCUACGUUCGAUGACAGCUACAGCGCCUUGAACCCGCCCAUGGCGAUUCUGGGUGGUUCAUGCUGAUCCACAUGACGGGCUCGUGAACACCUCGGCGGAGCAUGUCUGGUGGGAUUGUUGUCAAGCUG
Didymella exigua CBS 183.55 is the source of this 4115-nucleotide messenger RNA. RefSeq lists its product as uncharacterized. NCBI's taxonomy places the organism in Eukaryota, Fungi, Ascomycota, Dothideomycetes, Pleosporales, Didymellaceae. Gene Ontology annotation, cellular component: mitochondrion; gamma DNA polymerase complex. The record is from RefSeq and is a predicted model, not a curated record. Gene Ontology annotation, molecular function: 3'-5' exonuclease activity; DNA binding; DNA-directed DNA polymerase activity. The transcript is spliced from 2 exons. Gene Ontology annotation, biological process: mitochondrial DNA replication. Bases 118 to 3630 code for a protein of 1170 amino acids.